CAAUUCAGCCCCGAUGGUACCACUGUUCUCACCUACAAUGAGGACCAGAACCUCCGAACGUUCAUUUUGCCUUCAGACCUACUGGAGAACGAGGAGAGCACUGCACCGCAUCACCUGGUUGCAUCGUCCGACUUUUCAUGUCCAUCCAAUCUCCAGAGCACCGCCAUAUAUCCAGGCUACCAACUCUCCGAUGCUAGUACAACGUUGAUACUGACUGCCAAUAAUGCCAUCCCGAUCACUCUUCGCAACACUCUGCUGCUUAGUCAUGUUCAUGCAUCGUACCCUUUCGUCGACGCCAACACGGAAGCUCAUCUUUCUGCGCGAAGCCUCCUGUUCAGCGCGAGUGGCGGACACUUCGUCGCUGGCGGAGAAGAUCGUUUCGCGCUCUUUGAUGUUUCGCGAUCCGGCGAGGGUCCUAUACUAUGGCGGCCUUUACGACGAUCUAAGGGCGCACGGAAAGCGGGAUUCGGAUUAGGCGCUGCGGAAUGUGCUGGAACUGUAAGCGCGAUCAGUCUAGAGCCCUCGGCGGCUGUCGACGCUGGCGACGGUGGCUUGUUGGCUGUGGGCACGCUCUCAAGGCAGGUUGGACUGUUCGCCCACGGAGGCGGAGGUGACUGCGCAGCCGGAUUCUCAAUCGCCUUGGACGGUGAUGAACAGGCACAGCAUAAAGGUGCAGGAGUCUCCUCGAUCACAUGGUCCCCUUGCGGACAAUACCUCUUGAUUGCGGAGCGUCAAAGCCAUGUCAUUCAAGUCUACGAUGUAAGAAACUCUGGCAGGAGACUUGCAUUGUUGACAGGGCGAAAUGCUUGCUCCAUGCAAAGGAUGGGCAUGGAUGUCGUCCGUACCGCCACAAGUUACGAGGCCUGGGCCGGUGGCAAGGAUGGUGUAGUGAGGAUGUGGAGUCGGCCUGGGUCGAAAGAAGGCCUGGUCGAUCCUGAUGCCUCAUUUCACGCACAU
Dissoconium aciculare CBS 342.82 is the source of this 957-nucleotide messenger RNA. RefSeq lists its product as uncharacterized. NCBI's taxonomy places the organism in Eukaryota, Fungi, Ascomycota, Dothideomycetes, Mycosphaerellales, Dissoconiaceae. The transcript has a single exon. The annotation marks the transcript as partial. Gene Ontology annotation, molecular function: protein binding. The record is from RefSeq and is a predicted model, not a curated record.